AUGAAUUCAAAUCAUAAUAUGUUAAAAAAUAACUUUACUAAUGCGCACACUGGAUACCUAAACAAUGAUAUGCCUGAAAGAUGUCAAGCAUGGGUCGACUUACCCGAAACAAGAAACAUGAUAAAUUCGUCUGUUGGUAAAACUUUCAUAAACAUCCCUUAUGAAAAUUAUGAAUUCGGAUUAAGGAGAAUGUACACAAUUGAUACAUCAGAUCUAACUAACAAACAACAUUUAUGUACAUUGCCAAAAACCGAGGAUUCAUUUACGAUGUGUGAAAACAAAAAAAAUCCUGCACAACAUGGAAACAACGGUAAUAAUUUCCAUGCAAAUUUGCAUGAAAACAAAAGUUUCAAUGAGCAGGAAAAUCAUAGAUUUCCACAAAAUAACACAAAGGAUGUUGAUAUAAGAAAUCCUACAUAUAACAUCCAACCUGUAAAUAACAUGCCCUCUUUUGGAACUCAAUUCCAUCAUAAGGGUAGGUGCAGUCCUUGUAAAUAUGAAUGGACUCGUGGAUGUCACUUGGGUUCACGUUGCAGAUUUUGCCAUGAUCAAUCUCAUGUUCCUGAAGGAACUCAACGAGUUGUUCCCAACCCUCAAAAGUUACCUAUUACCAGAGUGAAAGCCGAGAAUAAUUUUACCUCACCUAUGUCAAGAAACCCUGAUGCACCCUUUGUAACUAAACCUGGAAAUAUUUUAAAUGGAAAGAAAAAGAAUAGGAGGUAUAAAAAGAAUGCAAACAAAAGACAACGCAAGGGAGGGGAAAAUAAAAUGAAGAGUCAGAAAGAAGAAGAAAAAAAAAUGGAUAGUAAGAAAGAAGAAGAAAAAAAAAUGGAUAGUAAGAAAAAAGAAGAAAAAAAAAUGGAUAGUAAGAAAAAAGAAGACAAAAUGGGUAAUCAGAAAAAGGAAUGCAAAAUAAAUAAUCAGAAAAAGGAACGCAAAACAAAUAAUCAGACAAAGGAACGUAAAACAAAUAAUCAAACAAAUGAAAAUAAAACAAAUAAUCAGACAAAUGAAAAUAAAACAAAUAAUCAGACAAAGGAACAUAACAUAUAUAACUGUCCAAGGGGAAAUCAAAUGAAUUAUCAAAAUAAUAAAAACUCAAAGAAAAUGAAUAAUGUUGUAAACGAAAGAACCCCCCCAAAUAUAGUAAAUACUCAAAGAAAUAGAAAUCAAAUAAAACAAAUAAAUUAUAAUGAUUAUACAACAUUAAAUACUUGCAACUGCACGUAUAAUCAUAAUCCUUAUAAAGAUAAUUUCUUAAAUGGUCAUUUGAAUUCAAUCAUAUCAAAUAUAGUUGCGCACAAUAAAGAAAACGAUUUAUGCAGAAUUUUUUGUAUAAUUUUUAAAAGAGAUAAUGCUUUUGAAGAUUAUAAAUGCUCGAAUUUGUUUGUCCCUGAUACAGUUAUUCAUCAUAUGAAUAUAUAUCCACUCAACAUGGCACCCAUGAGGAGACACUAG
Messenger RNA from Plasmodium falciparum 3D7, 1458 nucleotides. Its product is annotated as male development protein MD3. The record is from RefSeq and is a predicted model, not a curated record. NCBI's taxonomy places the organism in Eukaryota, Apicomplexa, Aconoidasida, Haemosporida, Plasmodiidae. Gene Ontology annotation, molecular function: metal ion binding.